UGUUUAUUUUGAGGAAGAUGGAUGUUGUUUCCCAUUUCACACCAUAGGUUUUACAAAUAAAGUUACUCUAUUUCUGUUGGAGAAAUGGGCCAUUACUACUUCUGUGCAUGUUUCAUCUGUUGCUUGUCUGAAGAGGAGAGGAACUCCAUCAACAUAAAUAAUGAAAUCAAACGGAUCCUUGCGGAGCAGAAGAAAAGACAACGGAGAGAAAUCAAGGUGCUUCUAUUAGGCACAGGAGAAAGUGGAAAGACAACGUUUAUGAAGCAGAUGAAAAUCAUUCAUGGAAUCGGAUUCUCAGAAGACGAGAGACGUAGCUACACUAAACUGGUUUUUCAGAAUAUCUUUCGAUCUAUGUGUGCAAUGACAGAUGCCAUGAAGACGCUAAAGAUCCCAUACUCCAACCCACAGAACGAGAUUUAUGCCCAGUGGUUCCAGGAUCUGGAUAUACAUCAAAUAACACAGCUGCAGAGAAGUUAUGUAGAGGUUAUUCAUCAUCUAUGGGCAGACAAUGGCUUAAGGAUUUGUUACAGUCGGCGCAGAGAGUAUCAACUUCUAGACUCAACUAAAUACUUUAUUGAUAACUUGGACCGCAUUGCAGCUCAAGGCUACAUCCCUUCACCUCAAGAUGUUCUUCAAGUCCGAUUCCCCACUACUGGCAUCACAGACCAUUGCUUUACUUUGGAGAAGAUAACGCUCAGGAUUGUAGAUGUUGGAGGUCAGCGAGGACAAAGAAGGAAGUGGAUUCAUUGCUUUGAAAAUGUGAUGUCACUCAUAUUUCUAGCAUCCCUCAGCGAGUACGACCAACUUCUGGAGGAGAAUAACAAGGAUAACCGUAUGGAAGAGAGUUUGUCUCUGUUCUAUACAACCAUCCACUCAACAUGGUUUGUUAAUUCCACCGUCAUUCUCUUCCUAAACAAAAAGGACAUCCUGGCCGAGAAGAUUCAGUUCUCUCACCUAAAAACAUACUUUCCUGAAUUUAACGGAAAACGUCGGGACAUUCAAGAUGCCUUGAAGUUCAUCAACAAUUUAUAUAAACAAAAAGCAGUCUCCUAUGAAACAAAAAACUCCAAAAAAAUCUACUGUCACUUCACCUGCGCCACAGACACCAAAAACAUCCAGACAGUCUUCACUGACGUGAAAGACACCGUCCUCAUCCAGGCCUUAGAAGACUUUGGAAUGUUCUAAUGAGCCCAGACGCACCUACAUGGCACUCGGCAUGAGACUGUAUUGAUCCCAAUGCCAAUCCAUGUACAUUCAGAAACACUAAUAUUUUAUGGAGACACGUUUGCAUACUCUUCAGCCAAACUAAAUUAUUUAUAACUGACCAUCCAAAAUGUAAUUAUGGGUUAGUUUUCAUGUUCAUAAUAACUAACCUAUAUUUAUAUGUGAAAAAUGUACAUUUUACAUUUUAAAUUUACAAAUUUACACCCAUUAAAAAUCACAGUG
Messenger RNA from Sinocyclocheilus grahami, 1446 nucleotides. Its product is annotated as guanine nucleotide-binding protein subunit alpha-11-like. The coding region runs from base 85 to 1185 and encodes 366 amino acids. Lineage: Eukaryota; Metazoa; Chordata; Actinopteri; Cypriniformes; Cyprinidae. The record is from RefSeq and is a predicted model, not a curated record. Gene Ontology annotation, biological process: adenylate cyclase-modulating G protein-coupled receptor signaling pathway; phospholipase C-activating dopamine receptor signaling pathway. The transcript is spliced from 8 exons. Gene Ontology annotation, molecular function: GTPase activity; G-protein beta/gamma-subunit complex binding; G protein-coupled receptor binding. Gene Ontology annotation, cellular component: heterotrimeric G-protein complex; cytoplasm.